This is a messenger RNA of Gavialis gangeticus (Gharial), 3134 nucleotides long. It is a transcript of the gene NFE2L2, whose product is annotated as nuclear factor, erythroid 2 like 2. Gene Ontology annotation, molecular function: RNA polymerase II cis-regulatory region sequence-specific DNA binding; DNA-binding transcription factor activity, RNA polymerase II-specific. The transcript is spliced from 4 exons. Gene Ontology annotation, biological process: regulation of transcription by RNA polymerase II; cellular response to oxidative stress. Gene Ontology annotation, cellular component: nucleus. Bases 4 to 1764 code for a protein of 586 amino acids. The record is from RefSeq and is a predicted model, not a curated record. NCBI's taxonomy places the organism in Eukaryota, Metazoa, Chordata, Crocodylia, Gavialidae.
GACAUGAACUUGAUUGACAUCCUUUGGAGGCAAGAUAUAGAUCUUGGGGCAAGACGUGAAGUCUUUGAUUUAAGUCAACGAAAGAAAGAAUAUGAACUUGAAAAGCAAAAGAAACUAGAAAAGGAGAGACAAGAACAGCUUCAGAAAGAGCAAGAAAAAGCACUACUGGCUCAGUUGCAGUUAGAUGAAGAAACAGGUGAAUUUGUUCCCGUUCAGCCAACGCAGCACAUUAAGUCAGAAAAUACUAGAGCGCCAACCAGUUUUUCACAGAAUACACGUACUUCAAAAUCAGAAGCAGAUGCCUUGUCUUUUGAUGACUGCAUGCAAAUCCUGGCAGAAACUUUUUCAUUUGUAGAUGAUAAUGAGGUUUCUUCAGCUGCGUUUCAAUCACUGGUUCCUGCUCCGGUUGAUAGCAACCCAAUCUUUAUUAGUCCUGAUCAGGCUCAGCCACCCGAGUCAUCUGUCCUUCAGUCCCCAGUCACUGAUGGAGACAGCACACAAAACAUAAAUCAAGUUUGGGAAGAAUUAUUGUCCAUUGCAGAACUACAGUGCCUUAAUAUUGAAAAUGAUAACCUGGUUCAAAUAAUGAAUGCUAUCGCAAGCCCGGAAGCCAAGCCAACAGAGAUGCACAAUAACUAUAACUUCUACAACUCGUUAUCUAUAACGGAAAAAGAUGUUACCUGCAAUCCUGAUUUCCUUGAUGCUUUUGAGGAGGGUCCCUUUUCUAGCAUCUUACCACCAGAAGACCUCAGUCAAUUGAAAGUGAACUCUUCAAAUACUACUCCCUCUUCAAGGUCUGACUUAUGUGAAGAUUUCUAUUCCACCUUUAUUGAUACAAAGGUGAGCAGUGACACAGUAGCACCUAAUGUUAUCAGCCAAUCUCUAGACGAUAUUCUAAGUGAACCCAUUGAUCUUGCAGAUUUCUCCCUUUGUAAAGCUUUCAACAGUGACCUUUCAGGAAAUGCAGCAGAAGGUAAUGAUUCUGACUCUGGUAUUUCCCUGAACACAAGUUCUAGCACAGCAUCACCUGAAUACUCUGGUGAAUUAUCUGUCUGUGGAGAUAAAACUUUUGGGUACAGUGAUUCUGAAAUGGAAGAAAUGGACAGUGCACCUGGAAGUAUGCAACAGAGCAAUGUUAAUGUGUAUUCAUUGCAAUGCCAUGAUCAAAUGUCUCCUGCCCUGGGGCCAAGCACUCGAAAGUCUGAUUUGCAAUAUGCAAACACACCAAAGGGAGAGCUACCUGCCAGCCCAGGCCACCCUAAAGCUCCAUUUACAAAAGACAAGCCUUCUGGCCACCUUGAAGCUCAUCUCACAAGAGAUGAGCAAAGAGCAAAAGCUCUGCAUAUCCCUUUCCCUGUAGAGAAAAUCAUCAACCUCCCUGUGGAUGACUUCAAUGAAAUGAUGUCUAAGGAGCAGUUCAAUGAAGCCCAGCUUGCACUUAUUAGAGAUAUACGCAGGAGAGGCAAGAAUAAAGUGGCUGCUCAAAAUUGCCGUAAAAGGAAACUGGAAAACAUAGUGGAACUGGAGCAAGACUUGGGCCAUCUCAAGGAUGAAAAAGAGAAAUUACUUAAAGAAAAAGGAGAGAAUGACAAAAGCCUCCGCUUAAUGAAGAAGCAGCUUAGCACCUUGUAUCUUGAGGUCUUCAGUAUGCUACGUGAUGAAAAUGGAAAGCCUUACUCUCCUAAUGAGUACUCACUACAGCAAACAAGAGAUGGCAAUGUCUUCCUUGUUCCUAGAAGCAAGAAGCCAGAGACAAAAUUUUGAAGGGCAGGGAGGCUGGCUGACAUUGUCAGAGCUAGUGUUUUUCUAUUGUUAUACUAAUAGCUUUUCCUGUGACUUGAAAUGCAAAAUAGUCAUAUUUUUAAAUGAUUUUAUGCAAAUAGAUCUAAAAGUAAUAACUAGUAUAUGAAAUACAUAAGUUAAAGAACUAUUAGUGUAAUGCGUAUGUAUGUAUGCAAAUUUAUAAUAUCUUUUAUAAACAGCCAAUAUUUCUUUCUUAUAGCACCACUUUGGCUAGUUUCUGUAUAACUGUAAAUAUUUAAAGACACCUUAUUUAUAUAAUGUUUCUAUCCCUUGUUUGUUAUAUUCAUAGAUUUAUAUUAUAUAUGUAUAUGAUUUUUGCCGUUUAAGUAUCAAUUGUUGCCAGCCCAACUGUAUGACUUGAUACUUUUUAUAAAUAUGAAUUGAAUAAUGUUUGCCACUUUUCUUAUAUAUUUUUAUUUGCUUUGCAUUUAAUAAAAAAAGUAGUAUAAAGGGCAACUCUUAAUAAAGGGUAUGAUUUUGAUUGGUUUUAAUAGUUCAUUAAGCUUCUACUGUACUUCACUUUUACCUAUUUAUGGGAAGUACAUUUGAAGGCUACAAUCCUAUAAAAAUAAUUCAUACCUAAUUUAUCAAUUUUAACUUAAUUUUAAUUUAGGAACAUGCUGUAAUCUUAUGGUAAGAUAAGUUUACACAAAAUGUAUGCCCUUUCAUUCUGUCCUUUGGACUAAACGUAUUAAACAAAUUCAUUAUGAGAGCUUUAAUUCAUAGCACAUUAUCUAGGACUAACCACUUUAUUGAAUAGGGAGUGUUUAGAGUUUGAAAGCCUGAAUUACAGGGGCAUAAAGAAUUUGGACAUGUGAGUAAUACUGUUUGUUUACAUUUCUAUAGUCUCACUGAACCCAGGCCACAGUGGAUUUUAUUUAAAUACAGAAAACACAUCAUAUAUUAUAUAUAGAAACAUUUAUUGUUUCCUUUGUGAUGUGCACUAGUCUGGAUGGUUAAAAUCUGGCUGGAUUUGAGGACAGUAUUUUAAAGCCCACAAAAAAUUAUAGAUUUGAAAUAUUUUCUCUAUAAUUUCAACUUCAGGAUUAAACUCCUAAUCAGCCAGAUCUGUAUUUCUUUGAUAUUUCACACAAUGUACUUUGCCAGUACAAAUAUCAAGUUCCAUUCAAGAUUUUGCAAGGCUUAUUAUACAAGCAAUAACACAUGUAACUUUUUAUUUAAACUGACAGUAAAGUGCUUCUGGUGAGAUUAUAACCUUUGAAGAUAAUGUUAUACGUUGCAGUUUUAACUAUGCCAUGACCACACUUGAUGCUAAAUACCUACAUUCAUUCAGCAUUUCUUCUAAAAUAAAAAAUACCAUAUUUGUGUAA